AUGCAGUCAGCAGGUAUUUUCUAUUCAGUUCCAAGAAAUUUCAGGCUACUUGAUGAGCUUGAGAAAGGUGAGCAUGGCUUAGGCGACCCCAAUGUAAGCUAUGGCCUUGACAGAGGCGAUGACAUAACACUAAGCAGCUGGAAAGGAAUGAUUAUCGGCCCAUCAGGCGGUACAUUUGAGAAUCGCAUAUAUGAGCUCAGAUUUCAGUGCGGGCCGAACUACCCUCUGCAGCCUCCACAAGUCCAGUUUGUCACAAAGGUCAAUGUGCCAAGUGUUAACCCUCGUAAUGGUGCUGUUGAAGGCUUAAGAAUUCUUCAAGCCUGGAGUCCUGAGUAUACUAUGGAAACCAUCUUAGUAGAACUCAGAAAAGAAAUGAUCGCCAACAAGAGACUUGCUCAGCCUCCUGAGGGGGAUAAUUUUUAA
Messenger RNA from Blepharisma stoltei, 423 nucleotides. Lineage: Eukaryota; Ciliophora; Heterotrichea; Heterotrichida; Blepharismidae. The record is from the annotation of a GenBank genome assembly.